CUACCAUACUUUUGUGAACGAAUGUAAGAUAGUAAUUUAAUAGUCGUCAAACGUCUUUUACUCUACCAUACUUUUGUGAUUAAAGCUACAUAUCUUUUUGUUUUCCACGCAAUAAUUUUCGUCUUUUAGAUGAAAUAUUGAAGUACCUUUUCCGAAAAAAUAAAAAUAAAAAGAAAUAAAAGAAAAGAAAAGGUUUCAGUUAGUAUAAAUGGGGGUCAUCACAUGGCUAGAGAGCAUAAAGAAAACCAACCUUUGGUGUUUAUUGUAAGUGGUUAUCUUCACCGGCCGCUUCUGAAAAUGAUCACGGGAGAAAUGUUGUUUAAACGUUUCAAAGUGUUGGUUUUUUUUAGUAAUAUUGUGCUUGAAAAUGAAACCAGCUCUUGGAUUAUUCAGUAAUUCAAGUGUUGGUAAAGUAGUGAGGUGCAUAGAGAGGGAGAGAGAAGCUCUCCUUGAGUUUAAAGAAGGGGUCAUUGAUGAUUAUGGCAUUCUCUCUUCUUGGGGAAACUCAACUGAAGACUGCUGCAAAUGGAGAGGAGUCCGGUGUAGCAACCGCACUGCUCACGUGACUGUGCUUGAUCUUCUUGGCUUGGAUCAGCCUUUGGGAGGUAAGAUUAGUCCUUCAUUGCUUGAAUUGCAGCAUUUGAAGUAUUUGGACCUCAGUUUCAAUUAUUUUGAAGGGAACAUCCCAGAAUUCAUUGGUUCCUUUAGCAGUUUACAAUACCUCAAUCUUUCAAAUAAUUUUUUUUUUGUUGGUACGAUUCCUAAUCAGUUUGGGAAUCUUUCCCAAUUGCGUUCUCUUGAUUUGGGCAAUAAUUAUGAAGUGAGUGUAAGAAGUUUAGAGUGGGUUUCUCAUCUUUCUUUAUUAAGAUACCUUGAUCUGAGAUGGCUUAAUCUUGGGAAUGCAAUAGAUUGGAUGGAAGCAACCAAUAAGCUCCCUCUCCUAACCGAAUUGCACUUGAGUCAUUGUCUUCUCCCUCUCCCUGGUAUCAUUUCACCCCAACUUCCAUUGAUAAAUUCUUCUGCAUUGUCCCUUGCUGUCCUUGAUCUAUCCGACAAUUAUUUCAAUUCUUCAUCAAUAUACAGUUGGUUGUUCAAUUUCAAUACUAGUCUUGUUCAUGUAGACCUUUCUUAUAACAAUUUACAAGGUCCCAUCCCUGAUUCUUUCGGAAACUUGAAUUCCCUUGCCUUUCUUGAUCUCUCUGAAAAUCAACUUGAAGGUAGGAUUCCCAAAGGCUUCCAUUCAUUGAGAGAGUUGUAUCUCUCUAACAAUCAACUUGAAGGUGCGAUUCCAAAAUCCAUUGGGAACUGUACUAGUUUACAAACAUUGAAUUUGGGCUGGAAUCAACUUGAAGGUGCGAUUCCAAAAUCCAUUGGGAACUGUACUAGUUUACAAACAUUGAAUUUGGGCUGGAAUCAACUUGAAGGUGGAAUUCCAAAAUCCAUUUGGAACUGUACUAGUUUACAAACAUUGAAUUUGGCUUCGAAUCAACUUGGUGGUUCACUGCCUCACAGUAUAGCAAGACUUUCAUCUUUGAAGGAAUUGGUUGUGUCUCGUAAUCAAUUGAGUGGGUCCUUACCAGAUUUUAAAGGAUUAUCUUCAUUGAGAGUGCUGGAUCUUUGGGACAAUCGAUUGAGUGGGUCUUUACCAGAUUUAAAAGGAUUAUCCUCAUUGAGAGAGUUGUCUCUUUCAGACAAUCGAUUGACUGGACCACUACCCAAAAGUAUUGGGCAACUUUUAAUGCUUGAAAUUUUGGACGUCUCUUCAAAUUCUUUACAAGGUACAAUCUCCGAAACCCACCUCUCAAAUCUCAACAACUUGAAGUAUUUGAUCUUGUCUGGUAACUCCCUAUCUUUAAACAUCAGUUCUGAUUGGAAUCCUCCUUUUCAACUAGAUGUCAUAAACUUGCGGUCUUGCCAGUUGGGCCCUCGUUUCCCAAACUGGCUUCUAACUCAAAACAAUUACUCUCAGCUUGAUAUCUCUUAUUCUGGAAUUUCAGAUGUUGUCCCUAAGGAGUUUUGGAAUUUAUCUCCUCAACUGUAUUACAUAAAUAUCUCCUCCAACCACAUGAAUGGCAUAGUGCCUGAUUUGACGUCAUUGAAAACAGUUUUUUAUCCUAUACUAGAUUUGAGCAAUAAUAGCUUUGAAUGUCCAAUGCCACUAUUUCCUCCCAACGUCACAGUUUUGAAUCUCUCUAAAAAUAUGUUUUCUGGGUCAGUUUCUUUCUUAUGCAACAUAACCAAUGGGUUUAUCAGCGUUCUUGAUCUCUCAGAUAAUCGAUUGUCAGGGGAGCUUAUUGAUUGCUGGAUGCAUAUGGAUGGAUUAGUCAUCCUUAAUUUGGCUAACAAUAAUUUCUCUGGAAAAAUUCCUAGCUCUAUGGGUUUCCUCAAUCAAAUUCAAACAUUGCACUUACGCAAUAACAAUUUCAUUGGAGAAUUGCCUUUGUCAUUGAAGAACUGUAGUCGUUUGAAGAUCAUUGAUCUGGGAGAAAAUAAAUUAUCAGGAAAAAUACCAUCAUGGAUAGGGACAAACUUGACAAGUUUAAUUGUUCUUAGUCUGCGGUUGAAUAAGUUGCAUGGACACAUACCUCUAGAAAUUUGCCUUCUCAACUCUAUUCAAAUCUUGGACCUCUCCCAAAACAAUAUAUCUGGGAUUAUUCCGUCGUGCUUAAAUAAUUUUACAGCUUUGGUUUGGCGGAAUAAAUCUAGAGGAAACAUUGCUCAUGGCUAUACUGCUGAUAUAAGUGGUUCUACUGCUUUUCUUAGUAUGUAUGUAGAUAAUGCAUUGGUGCUAUGGAAAGGGAAAGAGAGUGAAUACAAAAAUAAUUUAGCACUAAUAGGAGGCAUUGAUCUUUCUGGCAAUAGAUUAGUUGGAAAAAUUCCUGAAGAAAUCUCGAGUCUUGCAGAAUUAAAUUAUUUGAACUUAUCGAGAAAUGAAUUGAAUGGACAUGUCAUUCAAAAUAUUGGUGAGUUGAAAAUGUUAGAAUCUCUCGAUUUGUCUAGAAAUCAGCUUUCUGGUGAGAUUCCUACAAGCAUCACUCGUUUAGAUUUUCUUGCUGUCUUGGAUUUGUCAAAUAACAAUUUGUCCGGGAAAAUUCCAUCAAGCACUCAAUUGCAGAGCUUUGAUGCCUCUGCAUAUUCUGGAAAUCAUGAACUUUGCGGGCUUCCACUUCCAAAUAAGUGCCCAGGAGAUGAAACAACUCUGGAACCUUCUGUUGUUAAAGAUGAUAUCAUUCAAGGAAAUGAGGAUGGGUUCAUAAACCGAGAAUUUUAUGUGAGCAUGGGGCUAGGUUUUGGGGUUGGAUUUGGUGGAGUUUUUGGCACUUUACUGGUCAAUCGUUCAUGGGAACAUGUCCUUUUCAACUUCUUCAACAAUAUAAAAGAUUGGCUUUAUGUAACAACAGCUGUGAAUAUGGCUAGAUUGAGGAGGCGGCUUCAAAGCUAACAGCCACUUCAACUAAAAGAUGUGACCACCUGUUCCACUUGACAAUAAGUUCCUGCAGUAGGACGCUGAGUUUUGCAUACCCGUUGCUUUUUCUGGAAUUAGUUUGUGUUGAUUGAAGCACCACCAUAUUGUUGUGAUGGGCUAUUAGUAUACAAUGGUUGUGGCCUGUAUGGCAAUCCAAAAUAAAUGUAUUACAUAGUUUGUUGUCUCAUGUCCGUUUCCUUAAACACGAUUACUGAUAAAGUCCUCUUUACCAUAUGAAACUCUGGCUCAGUCUCAUUCUUUAUUUUUAUUUUUAAACUCAAUACGUAAUGUUAUCCUAUAACAAGUUCAGCCCAAAAACGAAGUAUAAGUUUUGCAAGUCAUUCCUUUAGAUGUUAAUCUGUUGCCUUCAGAAAGGGGGAAAAAAAUUUGCAAGUCGGUACUCUAGACGUAAAUAUGUUGCUUCAAUGGAGGAGGGAGAAAAUUAUUAUUAUUGUAAUAAUUAUUAUUUUUUCUUUUUUUGUUUCAACAUGUUCAUUUAGAUUUCAAACAAGGCUGGAGGAGAAUGUUGAUAUAGUAAGGG
Messenger RNA from Cornus florida, 4007 nucleotides. Its product is annotated as receptor-like protein EIX2. Gene Ontology annotation, molecular function: protein binding. The coding region runs from base 368 to 3442 and encodes 1024 amino acids. NCBI's taxonomy places the organism in Eukaryota, Viridiplantae, Streptophyta, Magnoliopsida, Cornales, Cornaceae. The record is from RefSeq and is a predicted model, not a curated record. The transcript is spliced from 2 exons.